Molecule: messenger RNA, 2961 nt
Organism: Rhagoletis zephyria (snowberry fruit fly)
Lineage: Eukaryota; Metazoa; Arthropoda; Insecta; Diptera; Tephritidae
Product: cytoskeletal protein salto
Source: RefSeq, a predicted model, not a curated record
UUCAACUGAAUGUCAGUGAAAAAUUUUUAUUAUAUUUUUUUACAAUACAAAAAAUUUUUUCUCGCAUAGCGUAUAUUUUAAAUUAAUUUCUUCUUAAGGCCAAAUUGGAAGCGAAACUUAGUUGAAAACAAAACAAAUUUCAAUACCAAAAAAAAUUUUGCAGAAAUGGAUGUUUCGCCAAGCAGAAAUAGUGCAGGCAGUGACGGCAAACUCGUAUCAAACUCAUUACCGCCUGGUCGUAAGGAUCUAUCCAAAUCCAUACCUAAAUUAACUGGUGAACUAAUUUUCAAGCAAAAGAACGAGUCCACGAAACCGCCACCAGCAACGGAGGUUGUAGCAGUCGAGGGUGCCGCCAAUGUUACCAGCAGCAGCAAUACCAUAACUCUCGAACCCACACCCGUUCCCACGCUCACCAGCACUACCGAAAGCAAACCGCACUUAGCUAGAUCAAAAACUUUGGCGUCUGCGCAAAAUACCGUAUACACGAAAAUACCCAUGAAGCGCGCGACCGGUACCAGUGCAACCACAAAGACCGUAAUUACGCCCCGAUACAAUCAACGUCAACAAAUGCGUUCCGCCUCUAAGAUCAGUUUGACCAUCAAAGAGUUGGGUGGCGGUGGCACGAAAGUAGACUCCAAUGUUUCCAAAUUGAGUUUUAAGGCGAAUACCUCAACGAAUCUGAAGCCGCCUUCACACUUGAAAGCGCAAACCACGCGCGGCAAUGUAGGCGCUAGAAUUUCGAAGAGGAGCGCCAGCGCCAUUUCCUGCCACAGUAACAGUGAAAUUCGAAAAGCUGACGAACCGCUACAGCAGCUCACCAAAAUUAGCUCAUCUGCCGGCGAUCACGAAAGCAGUGGUAGUGGACAAAUACUGAGCGCGCGCGAACGCGUUGCUGAGAAUAACAAACUCAAGGUAUUCGAGGGCCUACAGCGCAAGUUGCAAGACAUGCAAACAGAUUUUAUGCUGAAGUUCGAGACGCUCAAGUUGACAUCGCCCGAUAAAUUGAAGGCAGAUUAUAAAUUCAUAACAAUGGUUAAGAAUGAUGAAUACAAGUUAUUGCUGAAGGAGGAUCACAUGUUGAAGAUGCCAAAGAAGUUGCCGGCGGACUCUGUGAACGAUUUCAAAGAAAAAGUACGCGCCGCAGUGAAUGGUUGCCUUAUGUGCCUGAUGGAUAACCUAAAGGAGCUGCAAUCGGCGAAGGGUGAAGGGGCAGAGCGUACGCUGAAUUUGGAAGAAACGCAUAAUAAGUUGGAAAACGAUCAGUGUAAAAAAUUGCAUGAUCUUUUUGAGUGCGUGAAUUCGUUAGCCAAUGCCAGGGAUACCGAGAUGGAUGCGCAGAUUGUUAAAAUGCAGAAGGAAAUACAGGAGGGCAAAAAAGCUCUACAACUGUCCGAGAAGCGUUUAGCCGAAAUAAAAGCUGUACACACGGAGGAAUUAGAAGCUUUGCAGAAAGAGUUAAAGGAAAAGACUGAUGCCGAUGUAGCGAAGCGGGAAACGCAAAUUGCUGAGUUGAAUCGAAAGCUGCGCAGUUUAGAGAAACAACAUGACAAAUUGAAAACCACAUUACAACAGAAUACUGAAGAGUGUACCCACGAACAUACCGAGAAGGCGAAACUUUUGGAUGAACUUAAAAGCUGUAAGGAAAGUAUUCAGGCUCUCAAUAAGAAAUUAACACACGCUGAAAGCCAACUGAAUCACGAAAAGAAAGAUAAGCACGACAAAAACGAAAUCAUACAAAAACUGGAAGUCGACCUUGAUAAGGCUAAGAGGGAAAUAGAAGAAGCACUGCAAGCGAAACCACAACCUGAGCAACCGCAUCAUGAAAAGGAAUUCAAAAAGGAGAUACAUAAAUUAAAAGGAAAAAUAGAGACAUUGGAAAAAGAGAAGCAAGAAUUUGUAGAACAGGAGUUGAUGCUGCAGGAGAAAGUUACUGCUAUGGAUAAAUUACGGAAUAAGAUCGCUGAACUGGAGGAACGUAAUCGAGAAUUAUUGGAACGCGAAAAAAUCGCAGAAGAAAAUACAGAGCUGCCCAAGGAAAACAAGGCAGAGGUAAGCUCAACGCAUAUUCCAACGAAGUUUGACAUCAAUUGUGUGCUACUUAAUAUACAGCUCCAACGACUGUUGCAAUCUGAGGCCGAAAAGCAUCGAGAAAUCGAUAAACUAAAAACGGAACUAGCCAAGGCGCUCUUCAAUAUGGAACAGCUGGAGGAACAGAUCCGUCGCGAUCAACAGCUACUCGAAGUGCGUAGCGAAUUGAUUAAUUCGCUGCAAACGAACGACAAUAGUCAACGCAUUCAUUUGGAACAAAUGUUCGUAGAGGUUGGCGAAAAGAAUAGUACCAUCAAUGAGGUAUGGUUGAACAAUGAGUUGCGUACAAAAUCUGAGGAAUUUCACAAUCUCUUCAGCACCUUAAGUAACAAGCAAAUGGAGCUGUCGCGUCAGGAGCAUAUGAUUAAGUUGUUGGAGGAGAGUAAUGAGCGUAGUCAGAUGUUGCGGGUGAAGCAGGAGGAGAAAAUUGGGCGUAUGGAAGAGGAGAUUGCGCAUUUGAAGCAAACAAUCGCCAUCUACCAACACAACGUCCUUGGCAAUGCCGGCUGCAAGAAUCUCAUCUAUCAACCUAUCGCCGGAUCGGAUGAUUACAAUGAGAACCUCUACUAUUACACCAGCGAACGGCGACGAAAACGACAGGUCGACAUCAAUGUGAAGAAAUAUGAAACCUAGAAGGAAAAGUUUAGCAACAAAAAAAUUAAUAAUUAUAAAUUAACGUACAGCAAUCGAUAUGCUCUGUCCUUUGCAGAAAGGAGAUUGUUAGAAGGAAUGUUAUUGUUGAGGUACUGUGCCAGUAUGUACUAUUUUUUGCUUUUGAGUUUUGAUAGGUGUGUAACUGUAUAACGUACAUAUAUAUGUACAUUUGUGUGUAACUGUAAAUUUAUAUACUAAAUACGAGGCACUAGGAAGCCG